Cavenderia fasciculata is the source of this 921-nucleotide messenger RNA. RefSeq names its product steroid dehydrogenase. Lineage: Eukaryota; Evosea; Eumycetozoa; Acytosteliales; Cavenderiaceae. The transcript is spliced from 2 exons. The coding region runs from base 1 to 921 and encodes 306 amino acids. Gene Ontology annotation, cellular component: endoplasmic reticulum. Gene Ontology annotation, molecular function: oxidoreductase activity. The record is from RefSeq and is a predicted model, not a curated record.
AUGAUUUCAAUUAUUGAUAUUGGUACAUUGAUUGGACUUGCAUUUAUUGCUGUUCACCUUUACAAGUUUCUAAACUUUGUCUAUGCUUCAACCAUUAGACCAUCUACCAACUUGAAAAAGUAUGGUGACUGGGCUGUUGUUACUGGAGCUACAGAUGGUAUUGGUAAAGCUUAUGCCUAUGAAUUUGCCAAAAGAGGAAUGAACAUUGUAUUAAUCUCUAGAAGCCAAGAUAAAUUAAAUGAUGAAGCUCAAAAGAUCCAAUCAAAGUAUCCAAAGAUUCAAACCAAGACUGUUGCUUUUGAUUUCAACACAUCAGAUGACAGCAAGUAUGAAUCACUCUACAAACAACAUCUCUCUCAAGUAGAUAUUGGUGUACUAGUCAAUAAUGUCGGUAUCUCUUACGAUCAUCCAAUGUAUCUCGAAGAGUUAUCAGUCGAUCGUAUUAAUGCACUCGUCAACAUGAAUGUAAAGUCUAUGAUUGCUCUCACUCGUCUCGUCGUUCCAUCAAUGAUCACCAAGAAGCGUGGUGCCAUCAUUAAUCUUUCAUCCAUCUCUGGAAUGUCACCAAUCCCAUUCCUCUCUGUUUACAGUGGUACCAAAGCUUUUGUACAUCGUUUCUCCAACUCUUUGAGUGUUGAACUUGCUGACAAGGGUAUCUUUGUACAAUGUGUUGCACCAGGUAUCGUUGUUUCCAACAUGUCAAAGGUUCGCAAGCCAUCACUAUUUGUUCCACUCCCAGAAGCUUAUGCUCGUUCUGCCAUCUCUACCAUUGGCUACGAAAGAACUACAUCUGGUUAUUGGGCUCACAAGAUUCAAACCUAUCUUAUCACUUCACUUCCCUCUAUUGUCUCUGACAAAGUAAUGUACGAUAUGCAUGCUUCACAAAGAAAGAGAGCUCUUUCAAAAAAGAAAUCACAAUAA